AUGGUUCCAGUGAACCAGCCAAAGGACAAGAAGCAUGAGAAGAGGGCGCACGAGCAUCGGCCCGAAGAGGCAAAAUCAGCUGGCAAGAGUAAACCGGGCUACAGGGAACCAGGGAAUGAACCACUAGCGAAGAAGUUGUUUGUGAGAAAAACAUCCAACCCCCUCGAGAAAAUCGGUUGGAGUGGAGGUGGGUCCCUGGUGAGAAACAGCAGAGUCCCAUUCCAUCAGCUGGAGCGGCAGCGCAGCAUUGUUCAUUAUGUCUACCAGAACAUGCUGGGAGCCUCCAUUCAGGCACAGCUCAGGCAGCAUCUGAAGCUGCCCUUUCUGCGUUCUCUUGCCUCAUACCGCUGCUUUCAAACAGCAAGUCCCUUUGACAGGAGAGUGACAUGCCUGGAAUGGCAUCCAACACACCCCAGUACUGUAGCCGUUGGUUCCAAAGGUGGAGACAUCAUCCUGUGGGACUAUCAAGUACUUAGUAAAACCUGCUUCAUACAAGGGAUGGGAGCUGGAGGGGCCAUCACAGGAAUGAAGUUUAACCCUUUUAACCCUAGUCAGCUGUACACUUCGUCAGUUGCCGGCACUACCACCCUGCAGGAUUUUAAUGGCAGUACUGUCCGGGUCUUCACCAGCACCGAGGACUGGGAUUGCUGGUACUGCAGCGUUGAUGUUUCUGCAAGCAGCCGGGCGGUGGUGACGGGGGAUAACAUGGGCAACGUGGUCCUGCUCAGCACUUCCGGCAAAGAGAUUUGGAAGCUGAAGUUGCACAAGAAGAAAGUGACUCAUGUGGAGUUUAACUCCCGAUGUGAGUGGCUGUUGGCCACGGCGUCUGUGGAUCAGUCAGUCAAAAUCUGGGACCUCAGAAACGUCAAAAGCAGCACGAAUUUUCUAUAUCUGCUUCCUCACAACAAACCCGUCAGUGCAGCUUACUUCAGCCCAAUGGAUGGCGCCAAGCUCCUGAGCACAGACCAGCGCAGCGAAAUCAGGGUUUACUCAUCCUCGGACUGGAGCAAGCCGCAGCAUCUGAUCCCACAUCCGCAUCGGCAGUUUCAGCACCUCACACCUAUUAAGGCAACAUGGCACCCUCGCUAUGACCUCAUUGUAGCAGGUCGCUACCCCGACCCCAGGUUCCCAGGGUACACGGUGGACGAGCUGCGAACUGUUGAUGUCUUCGAUGGAAACACCGGGGAGAUGGUUUGUCAGCUCUAUGAUCCAAAUGCGUCUGGUAUCAUCUCGCUCAAUAAAUUUAACCCUAUGGGAGACACGCUGGCUUCUGGCAUGGGCUUUAAUAUUCUGAUCUGGAGCCGGGAGGAGCUGGUGGCCAACAAGCAAGUACAUGUUUUGAAAGCCGUGACAGAACAGGGGAUUAGAAGCCGGAGUCUGUCCAGACUUGGAGCGCAGAGGCAAGCAACCCCCAGGACAAGCAAACUCAAAGCUAACGUAACGUCUUGGGAGGUGGAGGAGAGGAGAACAAAACCCAGCGAUUCUAAAUCACAGGGAGAGAAGCGGAAAGGGAAGGAUCUAGAGAACUGA
Messenger RNA from Eurypyga helias (sunbittern), 1530 nucleotides. It is a transcript of the gene DDB2, whose product is annotated as damage-specific DNA binding protein 2, 48kDa. Gene Ontology annotation, biological process: response to UV; DNA repair. NCBI's taxonomy places the organism in Eukaryota, Metazoa, Chordata, Aves, Eurypygiformes, Eurypygidae. The transcript is spliced from 10 exons. Gene Ontology annotation, cellular component: nucleus; Cul4-RING E3 ubiquitin ligase complex. Gene Ontology annotation, molecular function: damaged DNA binding; protein binding. Bases 1 to 1530 code for a protein of 509 amino acids. The record is from RefSeq and is a predicted model, not a curated record.